Molecule: messenger RNA, 1035 nt
Organism: Rhodotorula graminis WP1
Lineage: Eukaryota; Fungi; Basidiomycota; Microbotryomycetes; Sporidiobolales; Sporidiobolaceae
Product: casein kinase I
Exons: 6
Coding region: 1-1035 (344 amino acids)
Biological process (GO): endocytosis; peptidyl-serine phosphorylation; signal transduction
Cellular component (GO): nucleus; cytoplasm
Molecular function (GO): ATP binding; protein serine/threonine kinase activity
Source: RefSeq, a predicted model, not a curated record
AUGUCGUCCCAGGCCCACCACGCGUCGAGCUCGCACUCGUCGAGCAGCAGCAACGUCAUCGGCGUCCACUUCCGCGUCGGCCGCAAGAUCGGAGAGGGCUCGUUCGGCGUCAUCUUCGAAGGCACCAAUCUCCUCAACUCGCAGACGGUCGCCAUCAAGUUUGAGCCGCGCAAGAGCGAUGCGCCGCAGCUGCGCGACGAGUACCGCACCUACAAGAUCCUCGCAGGUUCGCCCGGCGUCCCGCAGGUCUACUACUUUGGCCAGGAGGGCCUGCACAACGUCCUCGUCAUCGACCUGCUCGGCCCGAGCCUCGAGGACCUGUUUGACAUGUGCGGCCGCAAGUUCUCGACCAAGACGGUGUGCAUGACGGCCAAGCAGAUGCUCACGCGAGUGCAGACGAUCCACGAGAAGAACCUGAUCUACCGCGACAUCAAGCCCGACAACUUCCUGAUCGGCCGCCCGGGCACCAAGCACGCCAACACGGUCCACGUCGUCGACUUUGGCAUGGCCAAGCAGUACCGCGACCCCAAGACCAAGCAGCACAUCCCGUACCGCGAGCGCAAGAGCCUGUCGGGCACGGCGCGCUACAUGUCGAUCAACACGCACCUCGGCCGCGAGCAGUCGCGGCGAGACGACCUCGAGGCGCUCGGCCACGUCUUCAUGUACUUCCUCCGCGGCGGCCUUCCGUGGCAGGGCCUGGGGGCGGCCACCAACAAGCAGAAGUACGAGAAGAUCGGCGAGAAGAAGCAGUCGACGCCGAUCAAGGAGCUCUCCGAGGGCUUUGCCGAGGAAUUCGCCAUCUACCUCAACUACGUCCGCAAGCUCGGGUUCGAGGAGACGCCCGACUACGACUUCUUGCGCGAGCUCUUCUCCAAGGUGCUCAAGAACUCGGGCGAGGCCGAGGACGGCGUCUACGACUGGAUGCUGCUCAACAACGGCAAGGGCUGGGAGGCAGGCGUGCGUCCCUCAUUCCCUCCCUCCCCCUUCUCUCGUCCCUCUCAUUCCUCGAUCGUGCGGGGCCUGGGCGAGCCCUGA